Ceutorhynchus assimilis (cabbage seed weevil) is the source of this 1057-nucleotide messenger RNA. The record is from the annotation of a GenBank genome assembly. NCBI's taxonomy places the organism in Eukaryota, Metazoa, Arthropoda, Insecta, Coleoptera, Curculionidae.
GUCACUGUCAACGACAUUUUGUUAUUCUAUUUUUGUUUUUAUUAUUUUAGCCCAAUAUUGUUUUAAUUUUAAAGUUUCCAAAAAUUCAAGUUCUUUCUAAUUUACAAAAUGAUUGUAUUUAUGCCCGCCAAUACCUAAAAAAUUACGAAAAGAACAACAAUACCAAACCAAAUUAAAUCUCGCAAUCAUGUCGCCAGAAUAUGCGGAAAUGGUAGCAGCUAUCGCUUUUGGAGUAUUGUCAGCAAUUUUUGUUAGCGCCUUUGUGAUUUUGAUUGUGAUUUGUCGAAGGCAAAGACUGUUUUACAAGGCUGCUUAUUUGGAUGCUCAUAAUCACGAAUCCAGGCCCGAAAAACAACUAAUAGAACCUGACAUACCCGAACUCGAACUGGGAGAAGUGAAUCUGAACUUUGACAGCAUCCUAACCGAUGAACAAUGGAUCGAUGACGCCACCGGCCUUAUACCCCAUUGCUUGGCCAUCUUGAAAACUUGCAGAUACCUGACCGAACGUCUGACCACGCUCGCAAUGAAUUCCAGUCCAAUGUCAGGCAAUUUUGGUCAGAUUGUUGACAGUGCCAAAAGAAUCUCUAGCAGAGUUGAUGACAUGGUGCGGAGCAUGUAUCCUCCGCUUGACCCUAGAUUGUUGGAAGCUAGAGCUGCAGCUUUAACUUUGGCAGUUACACACUUGGCACUUAUUGCUAAGUACGAAUGUGGACAAAAAGACAAAAAUGGUAUUCCAUGGAUUGACAAGUUGUUACAAGAUAUGGAUGGACAUGUUUUGUUUUUAAGAGAAGCCUCACUAUGCCAAGAAAACUUCAACAAGUUUCCACUCAUGAACAAUGUUGUCUAAGCAAAUACCCAAAAAUAUGCAAAACCAUUCCAAAUUUGUUAAAUGUUGUUUUAUAUAUCAAAAUUGUUAGUACAUAUUAUUAUACACUUGUUUUAGAUCUGUUGUUUAUUCAAUAUAAAUAGUAUUUUUUUAUUCAUAUACUACUGGAGAUUAUUCUGUUAAUAAUAAUUUUUAUAUACAUAUAUAGAAAAAAUAUAUUUUUAUACCCCA